AUCUUAUGGCGAAUGCCCUGACAUGCAACCUGGCCAAAUGCCGAAAGAAACUGACCACCGUUGCUUGGGUCACCUCCUGUUCUCAUGUGUUUUGCGAGGAAGACGCCUCGCGGGAGCUGGCCGCUCGCCCCGUAUGCCCGGCGUGCGGUGUUCAACUGCCAGGGAAGUUUGACUUGGUGCGCGUGGACGUCGACCCUCCAGAGCACUUUAGAACGAUGGUGUUGGCCGGCUACAGCCCGGAGAUCAUCAUGGACGCGUGCUCGCGGGCCCUGUCUUUCUGGUCGUACCAAAUGGCCCAGCAGAGUUCCUGCAUGGAGACAUCCGUAGAACGCAGCCGCCAGAGGGCAGCGCAACUGGAGCAGGCUGUCGAGAGGACCACCAGGGAGUGCAGGGCUCUGAAGGAACACUUGCAGGUUGCUGAGCGCGAGAACGCCAAGCUGCGCCAGUACAACGAAGAGCUGCGCGAUCAGCUGGAGCGGCGUUUUGGAGCAGCAAAUGUGGGGGGAUGUGCACGAGUGCCUCCAGCUUCUGCCGCCACAACUUCCACCGGUCAAACACCUGAUCCGGCUCAUCUGGACGCUAUAUUCGCGACCGACGAUCAAGGUGGUUUCUUCUUUCGACCGGUCCAGAAUACGCAUCCCGCAAGACAGACCAAGCCGCCAUGCUUCGAUCAUCAAUGAAGAUUCAGCCCCUGUUCGACACGAUGAUGACCCUCAGAAUUAAGAACUUUGUGUAAUUCUUCAAGUGGAUUCUGUCGAAUUCUCUUUCCGAUAGUCGCAUACGGAGUAACGAGCAAAAAAUACAUUUCUUUCUGCCCGAGUAAGAACAUGGCCAAUAAAUUACCAGUCGCAUUGAAUGUAACAUCGGCAGUAUAGCAAGAAUACACCAUUCUUAUAGUGCUACUGAUCAUAGCGGCUCGCUUUGACUGUGGCAUAGGCCAGGCCUGUGAUUGGCUUUGUGUAGUUUUUUUUUUUUUACGUAAUAGGUGAGCAUACACGUUAUUCAGUCUAUUGAAUUGAAUAGUUAAAGCAUACUUAUUGCAUUGAAAGCACAGUUAAAGGAAAUAUGAAGAGAUAAAAAGGUUUUAUCAGCAGAUUGCAGUUGAACAAU
Rhipicephalus sanguineus (brown dog tick) is the source of this 1110-nucleotide messenger RNA. Its product is annotated as E3 ubiquitin-protein ligase CCNB1IP1. The coding region runs from base 6 to 680 and encodes 224 amino acids. Gene Ontology annotation, molecular function: ubiquitin protein ligase activity. Gene Ontology annotation, cellular component: synaptonemal complex. The transcript is spliced from 8 exons. Lineage: Eukaryota; Metazoa; Arthropoda; Arachnida; Ixodida; Ixodidae. The record is from RefSeq and is a predicted model, not a curated record. Gene Ontology annotation, biological process: reciprocal meiotic recombination.